AUGCAAGUUUCCAAGUCAAGAAGAUCAUUUUAUCUCCAAGUGUUAGUUCUCGCUGCGCGCAGAACGAAGCUUCGGAAGUUUGGCCGCGCGCGGAGGAGUUCCCGACGUCCAAAAGUUACGAUCUUGAUAUGGAAAGAUAGAUACUUGAGUCAUGCAUCACGUCGAAGUGGAAUGAAGCCAUUUGGAUCAACUAUGAGGCCUAGAACUUAUUUUCUACCGAGACAUGUCCGGUCCAAAACCACCUCAUAUUGCGAGCUAGCUACAAACCAAUCUCACAAGGUGUUAAGUGAGAACACUUCCUCCUCGUGUUCGACCCCGACUACAACACGGCUGUGCACUUGCAGCUCAUUAGUUGGGUUUAUAAAUUGUGAAAAUUUGAGGCAAUCUAAACCCGCCAUCAGGGGGAUGAGUUCCUCACCCCUGGUGGUGGCGUUCCCUCCUCUGAUCGGCGUGAUCGUGGUGGUUUCGGAGGAGGGGAAUCAUCUCGGCGUUCAAGUGAGACUGAUGAGGCGGUGUCUCGUCACUCGGAGGCGGGCUGGUUUUGCUCCUGACUCGAACCUCGGUGCUGAGGGUGGCGCCGGAAUCCCAAAGGAUGGUCCUGAGGGCUAUAAUCCUCACGCGUUCAAGACGUGGUGGAAUGGCGGGAGUCCUCUUAUGGAGGACCAGGAUGCUUGCGGAGGGGCGACUUGGAUGCCUAAAGUUCAUCCCGGCUUGGGAAUUCCGCUUGAGGAGCUCACCUUUAGGACCGAUUUCGACGAAGCUGCUCAACAUCAUAUUAUGUCUGGCGGGAAGUUCACCGCGUUGGUCCAGAAGUACGAGACGGCGCUUCGGGCAGCUAAGGACAAAGCCUUUGUGUUGCGGCGAGAGCGGGAGAUGGCCAAGGAUGUCGAUACAAUGGUGGCUGAUUUGCAGCAGGAUAAACUGGUGCUUGAGUCGAAGGUCGCGGCGCUGAACAGGGAGAUAGUAGUGAGGAGGUAG
Molecule: messenger RNA, 978 nt
Organism: Microthlaspi erraticum
Lineage: Eukaryota; Viridiplantae; Streptophyta; Magnoliopsida; Brassicales; Brassicaceae
Source: the annotation of a GenBank genome assembly